AUGAAAAUGAUAUCCUUAAAAUUUCUCUUUAUUAUUGAUAUAUUAGUAACAAUUACAUAUGCACAAUGUCCAAUAGCUGAAGAUCCAAAACAAAUUCUUAAAUGUGUUCAAUAUGUCACAUCAGUACUUUACGGAGCUAUUGCAAAAGAUUUAAAAAUAAUAUGUCAAGCUGCUGCUGAUGUUGCAGAUUGUUUAAGUACAGAAUUGGGUGCAUGUGUUGCAGCAGAGAUUGGUAAAGCAGCACUUAAUGAAGCUAAACGACUUGCUGAAAAUUGUUGUCCAGUUAUAAAUAGUACAACCUGUCCAAUUCAUACGAGUACAGUCAGCGUAGGGCGUUGUUUUGCUGCCGAUUCUCUUGUUACUUUAGUUAAUGGAAAACAAAAACAAAUUAUUGAAUUACAAUCAGGUGAUAAAAUUCUUGCAUAUGAUGAUAAAACAAAUAAAAUGAUUCCUACAAAUGUGCUUACAAUGCUUGAUUAUCAACCUAAUCAAUAUGCUGUAUUUAAACAAUUGACAACAAUUUCUGGUCGACAAUUAUCACUAACUCCGUCUCAUCUUCUUCCAACUGAUAUUCAUGGUUAUAUUAUGGCAAAAAAUAUUCGUAUAGGUAUGAAUAUCUAUAUUAUAAAUGAUGAUGGUGUAUUAAUUACUGAAACUAUUUCGAAUAUGAUCGAUAUUGUUAAACAAGGAUAUAUAGCUCCAUUAACACAACAAGGCACAUUGAUUGUUAAUAAUAUUGCAGCUUCUUGUUAUGCAACAAUCGAUAAUCAUAAUUUAGCUCAUACUAUAUUAGCGCCUAUGCGUUGGUGGUAUGAUUCAUUUGGAGAAAUAAAAGGAUCGAAUAAAAUAAUUGGUAUUCAUUGGUUUCCUAAUAUACUUUAUAAAAUGACAACAUUUUUAAUACCUUCAAUUAUUCAAAACUAA
Molecule: messenger RNA, 924 nt
Organism: Rotaria sordida
Lineage: Eukaryota; Metazoa; Rotifera; Eurotatoria; Philodinida; Philodinidae
Source: the annotation of a GenBank genome assembly